CAUAGAGAUCUCGUUGCCACGUGCGCAAUUAAGCUUUUUGAUAGGAUUACCUAUCUCACACUGCGAACGACCUCCUGUCGCUGGUAUCAAACCGUGUCAAUGAAUCUUCUGGAAGUGAUUAAUUAAACGAUCCGUCUUCGACUUCGUUUACAUUGGAAUAUAUUUCAGAAAGAAGAGAAUCCAAGAUAUCUUAAGAGCUACUGCACUUCUACUUCAGCGCAAUGCCUCGAAACGCAGGGUUCGAUCCCAAAUAUGAGCCCCUUCGACAGAUCGAUUCGCUGCAGCUCCGUACUGACGAGCCGAAUCCAAAACACGGAACCACCGGACCAUUUUCCUUUUUAAACCCAACAAGAGCGCACUAUCGACAUCGCGCACCUAAGCGCGCCUUCAAGCCUGAAGAGGAGAAGGUAGAUGAAGAUAGAAACCUCGAGUCUCUUCCUGUACGGGAUGCUGACGAUGAUGGGCACAAGGACAAGGACCAUGAUCAAUUGAUUGACGACUUCGACUUCAAAUGGCGGUCUCGCGACAACCGUAAAGGUCGUCACGCGCUCGUCGUCGACCCUGUCAAACGUGACACUCAGCAGGCCAAAUAUCUUGCUCCGCCGCCUUCAGCCAGCUUUCGUGGAAUCUGCCAGGGUCUCGGCCGCAUGUGCACAGUGUUUCCAUAUUGGGACAUUUCAUAUCUAGUUGCUGUGAUAUUUACGUUGGGGUCGGUCAUCUGGGUUAUUAAUGGAUUCUUUGUGUUUCUGCCGCUGGUUCGGCCCAAAUCCGAAUUCAAAGAUGAGGUGUACACUGGAGGAGGAGUGACUGCAUUUGUUGGCGCCACGGUUUUCGAAGUCGGCAGUGUCCUGCUCAUGUUCGAGGCUGUAAACGAGAAUCGCAGCGGAUGUUUCGGGUGGGCGCUGGAAAAAGUUGUGGAGGAUUACCAUCAACGCCACCACUCUCAUGAUGACCGGGAUGCGAGCAUUGCGGAGAAAGGAGAUGCGGAUCUAAUGCGACUCCGCCCGGCCCUGGAUACAUGUCGGCAUCAUCAUAGAAACAAGAAAAAUUUGGCAGGGCGAAGUACUAUCAAAUCGAUCGAAAAGAAAUACAUUUCAUCAGAUUCAUCAUCCCUGGCAAACGGCAGCCCACCAAGCCAAGGAAAUGGACACACUUCCAACGAUCCGAGCAGCAGCCCAGACCAAGGUCCCGAGAAAGACGUGGAUGCCGGUCCCGAUCGCGGCCGCAGCUGGGUCUGGUUUCCCUCCUGGCACGAGCUGACAACUCACUACUUUCGCGAAAUCGGCUUUCUCGCAUGUUUGUCGCAGUUUCUUGGCGCGACUAUCUUCUGGAUCUCAGGCUUCACCGCUCUGCCGAAUGUGAUUAACACCGCGAACAUUGGUCUAGCCGACGGCAUAUACUGGACGCCACAGGUCGUCGGUGGUACCGGCUUCAUUAUUUCAGGAACACUCUUCAUGCUCGAGACUCAGCCGAAAUGGUAUAUUCCCGCCCCUCGUGUGCUGGGCUGGCAUAUCGGAUUCUGGAACUUGAUCGGUGCAAUUGGCUUUACGCUUUGUGGCGCGUUUGGAUAUUCUUCCAAUUCUGGAAUCCAGUACCAAGCGUCGUGCUCGACAUUCUGGGGCGGUUGGGCCUUCCUGAUCGGAAGUGCAAUCCAGUGGUAUGAGUCUCUAGAUAAGAAUCCCGUCGAAGAAAAGGGAGAGUGGGGUACAUAAAUACAUAGAACUCUUGUCUUACCUUUCCUUUUCCCUUUUUUUUUUUUUUUUUUACUUCGUUUUCUGUUUUUCAUUUCUUGUUUU
Messenger RNA from Xylona heveae TC161, 1796 nucleotides. RefSeq lists its product as hypothetical. NCBI's taxonomy places the organism in Eukaryota, Fungi, Ascomycota, Xylonomycetes, Xylonales, Xylonaceae. Bases 222 to 1712 code for a protein of 496 amino acids. The record is from RefSeq and is a predicted model, not a curated record. The transcript has 4 exons.